AUGGGUAAAGCUGAAGUCGGAUCCACUAAAUUUGUCGCCAACCGCAUGAAGGCCAAGGGUCUUCAGCGGUUGAGAUGGUACUGUCAGCCAUGCGAGAAACAAUGUAGAGACGCCAACGGAUUCAAGCAGCAUACAAUGAGCGAAAGCCAUGUGCGACAAAUGCUUCUCGUCGGCGAAGACCCCAAGAAAUACAUCAACGACUAUACCAAACAGUUCUUAAGCGACUUCCUUCUGCUUCUAAGGACUGGCCACGGAGAGAAACAGGUUCAUAUCAAUCGUUUCUAUCAAGAAUACAUUGCCAAUAAGGAGCACAUUCAUAUGAACAGUACUAAAUUCAGUUCACUCACCGAUCUCGCGAAGCACCUGGGCCGCGAAGGUAUUUGUCGAGUAGAAGAGACCGAGAAGGGCAUACAUAUAUCUUGGAUCGAUAAGUCACCAGAGGCCCUGCGACGACAAGAUGCAUUAAGGCGCAAGGAGGCGCAAGAUCAGGGCAACGAAGAGUUGGAACAGCGCAUGAUCCGAGAGCAAAUCAAACGAGCACAAGCCGCCGCUGGCACCAACGACGAAGAAAAAGAAGAAGAUCCUGAAGCCCGCGAGUUAAAACGCCAAGAGGGCGAGAAGAUCACGCUCUCAUUUGGAGCGAAGCCAGCCGCCCCCGAAACGAAGGCAUCGGAGAGUCCCGCGCCCGACACGUCUACACAAGAAGCAGAGUCUUCCAAGACGACAGAAACGACCACUGAAAAGGCAAAGGAACCUGAAACGGCACCAGCGAAGCCAAGCGGAUUUGGGGGUAUCUCGAUGAAGCUUGGUGGAAAGCCGCAAACCAAGAACGUCUUCGCUCAGGCCAAGAAGAACGCGCUCUCUUCAGGACCCAAGAAAGCCGCCAAAAUCGAACCACCCAAAAAGAUGAGCGAGGCCGAACGUAUUAUGAAGGAGGAGAUGGAAAAGAAGCGGUCCAGGGAGUCUGCUGGCUUUAGCUUCGGCAUGGGCUCCAAUAAGAAGCAGAAGAAUAACUAA
This is a messenger RNA of Fusarium coffeatum, 1017 nucleotides long. RefSeq lists its product as uncharacterized. Gene Ontology annotation, cellular component: nucleus. The record is from RefSeq and is a predicted model, not a curated record. Lineage: Eukaryota; Fungi; Ascomycota; Sordariomycetes; Hypocreales; Nectriaceae. The coding region runs from base 1 to 1017 and encodes 338 amino acids. Gene Ontology annotation, molecular function: double-stranded DNA binding. Gene Ontology annotation, biological process: DNA damage response; DNA replication. The transcript is spliced from 2 exons.